AUUUGCAGUCUAAUGUCCGCAGCCUCGUUUCUGCAAACCAUGUGACGGUGUGUUUACAUCCUCUCAGCUGUUCCUCAAGAAAAACAGCGCUGGAUCUUCAACGCCACGAAAAUCUAUAUAUCACACAACAGCAGUGCGUUCAAAAACACCAACUCUCAUGUGCAUCCAGUGCGUUUGGUUCGUGCAAAUUCUGAGACUGUUUCAUGGCUUUACAAAGAUCUUGCCGUAGCUGAGAAUGGUCUGAGGUGAUUUGUGUGGGACACAGGCAUCACGACUGGGCAUCCCUGCGGAGAAUCGCUCCAGCACUUUCAUCUGAAUGUGAAGACCGGUCUAGUUAUCCGUCUCUCACUUCCUCUGCAUUUUUUUUUUUUUUUUUUUUUUUUUUGUUUUGUUUCUUUUCUCGGAGGGGAACAUGGGGGGAGCAGUCAGCGCUGGCGAGGACAACGACGAUUUGAUAGACAACCUGAAGGAAGCGCAGUACAUCCGCACAGACCGCGUCGAGCAGGCCUUUAGGGCCAUCGACCGUGGAGAUUAUUACCUGGAGGGCUACAGAGACAAUGCCUACAAGGAUCUGGCAUGGAAGCACGGGAAUAUACACCUGUCAGCGCCGUGUAUCUACUCUGAGGUGAUGGAAGCCCUGAGACUCCAGCAGGGUUUGUCUUUCUUGAACCUCGGCAGCGGCACGGGAUACCUGAGCACCAUGGUGGGCCUGAUUAUAGGUCCGUUUGGAGUGAAUCAUGGUGUCGAGCUGCACAAGGAUGUGGUGGAGUAUGCAAAAGAAAGACUUGAUGACUUCAUUAAAAACAGCGACAGCUUUGACAGGUUUGAGUUUUGCGAGCCACACUUUGUGGUGGGGAAUUGUCUGGAGAUUUCCUCAGACAGUCACCAGUACGAUCGCAUCUACUGCGGCGCUGGAGUUCAGAAAGACCAUGAGAACUAUAUGAAAAUCCUGCUGAAAGUCGGAGGGAUUUUGGUCAUGCCCAUAGAGGAUCAGCUGACUCAGAUCACCAGAACCGGUCAGAGCUCCUGGGAGAGUAAGAAUAUCCUGGCGGUGUCAUUUGCUCCCCUUGUUCAGCAGAGCAGGACAGACGGCUGCAAGCCUGAAGCUGUGGUGCUCCCGCCGCUGUCCGUGAGGAGUCUUCAAGACCUGGCGCGCAUCUACAUCCGCCGAACCCUCCGCAACCUGACCAACGAGGAGCACCCGGCCCGCAACAACACGCAGCGAUCUUCCCAAAAACGCAAACGUAGACGCUGCCGUCGCCGCCGCCGCAUCAACACCUACGUGUUCGUGGGCAACCAGCUGAUUCCUCAACCCAUGGACAGCGAGGAAGACGAAUGCAUCGAGGAGGAGAGCAAAGAAGACGAACAGGAAAAAGACAUUGAGCCCGUCAAACCCGAAGAGCCGCGGGUCAACCAUCUGAGAGACAAAAUCCUCAGUCUGCCGCUGCCCGAGUCGCUCAAGGCCUACCUGCUGUACUACCGCGAGAAAUAACACGUGCCCGUCCCGUAAAAGCGUUAAUCGGCGCUGCUGGUGGUGGUUUUCUUCUCAGACUACUUCUGAUCCUCAAUUUCAUAGUUUUUUUGGAUAAUGUAGCAUAAUUUAAAGAUUUAAAUGGGACGUUGGAUUUGAUUGUGCUUGCUGUGUUUGUUCAUAAUAUUGUAAUAUUCACAUUUCGAAUGUGAUUUUUCACUUCGGAGGACCUUGGGGGUUUAAAAGCUUCCUUGUUUGUAUUACGAAGAUGUGAUGGAAGCUCUUUUUCACAAGCUUGUAUUGUAAGACCAGCUGUUUGAUGAAACCAGUAAUGACGUUUUCUUUCUUUCUUUCUUUUUUAAUAAUUGUAGGGAGAAGGAAACACUCGAGUCAUUAUUUCGGGAUUGAUUUUUGCCUUCUCCGAUUCUCCGCUGUUUAUGAUGCUAAUGCUUUCGAAAUAUAUCUCUUUGGACUGUU
Labeo rohita (rohu) is the source of this 1948-nucleotide messenger RNA. RefSeq names its product protein-L-isoaspartate (D-aspartate) O-methyltransferase domain containing 1 (gene pcmtd1). Gene Ontology annotation, cellular component: cytoplasm. Gene Ontology annotation, biological process: protein modification process. Lineage: Eukaryota; Metazoa; Chordata; Actinopteri; Cypriniformes; Cyprinidae. The transcript is spliced from 6 exons. Bases 413 to 1492 code for a protein of 359 amino acids. The record is from RefSeq and is a predicted model, not a curated record. Gene Ontology annotation, molecular function: protein-L-isoaspartate (D-aspartate) O-methyltransferase activity.